Molecule: messenger RNA, 522 nt
Organism: Meyerozyma guilliermondii ATCC 6260
Lineage: Eukaryota; Fungi; Ascomycota; Pichiomycetes; Serinales; Debaryomycetaceae
Exons: 1
Coding region: 1-522 (173 amino acids)
Source: RefSeq, a predicted model, not a curated record
AUGAAUAUCGAGCAAUUUCUUGACGACUUCGAACCUCGUUAUAUGGAAUCUUACCAUCAAUGUGAGCAAUGUCCCUCGUUGAAAACUUCUCAUUCUCAAUUAACUUUGAGCUCUCCUUUAUUAGAGUCAGAACCAACCUUCCCAAUCUUCCCGCAGCGGGCUGCGGAUCUUGCAUCUUCAAUAUAUUCUGACUCUUGUUCUCCACCAUUACAACCAACAAAAUUGUUGUUGGAGUCCAUAGAAACCUCGCUGUCACGUUUGUUGCAUCGCAGACACACUUCCAAACUGAAAAAGUCCACCGUUGGGAACCCAUAUUAUAGACCAUCCACUCGGUCGGCUUCUUCAAUUCCUACUUUAGCGUCCUUAGAUACCGAAUAUCACCAUAUAAAAAGGAGAAACGUAUCUGUGGGCACGGAUCUGGGUUCUGAUUAUGAACUGCAAGCGUCGUUUUCGUCGAUCGAAUCAUUCUUGUCGUUAGAUUGUGAAGCCCAGUCGUUUCAAGACGAUGAAAAGCUGGAAUAG